AUGAUAGUGUUGAGUGAGUGGUGUCUCCCUCUGGAAGCGAUGGCUUUGACUCGAAAACACUCAUCCCUUGUCUUCUUCAUCGUCUCAAUUGUGUCGACGCAUCCAAUCAUGUCUUUGCGUAAUGUUGUGGACAACGAGUGCGGAUCAGUUAACCCAAUGGUCGGCCUCUCCCGGCAUUACGUCAGGGAUAACGCCUUCUCGCAGACAAAGCACUCAUCGGCGGCCACUUCUUCGGCCACAUUCACGCCAUUAGGUUCUGAUGUCCAACAGUUUGUCAAUGAGUUCAUUGCCGACAAACACGCCUCCAAUCAGACCACAGCCGAUGACCAGCCCUUCCGGAUGGACAGUCUCUUGCGUGAAGUGCAACGACUGGACGACAGCCCUGUUAUCGACGACUCUUUGGGCACUUUUGGCCGAAGGGGUGAUCAGUGGACCGACGAGUUCAGCGCCGGCCAUGAGUUGGACUACAAAUUGGGUUUCGGUUUAGAGGGGAGACAGAGAUCUCUGCAGGAGAUGUCGGACGCCAAGUGGGCCGACGAGUACUUGGCUGAGACUGAGAGACACUUUAUGGCUAAUCCCGCGGACACUACUAAUGCUAGCAAUCAAUGGCUGAAUGAGAGCGCGACCGACGACUCCUUGAAUUUGGCCGAAGAGGCGAACAAAUUGAUGGAAUCGAUUGAUCCGUCUCUUAAUGAGACAGAAUUCGUACAAUUUGUCAAAAAGAUCGGUAAUUCAGAGCUCGCUUUAGACAACGAGGGGUUCGUAAUGAGCAGUUCGGCCACCGCUGACCACUGGGCACAAGAUUUUACUACAAUGAAAGAAAGGGCCGACACUUGGGCUCAAGAAAUGGUGAGCGAAUUGACGAAUCAGAGGACAAGUGAGGACGAGAAGCACGAUUUGGACGACGACACAGAGUUUUGGUCGAAACUGGCGAAGGACUGGAAGGAAAUGGGUUUAGUGGACGACAACUCAUCGGCCGAUAGCCAACAGUUCUUGGAUUUGAACUCAAUGGACGCCAAAGAGGAAUAUAAGUUUAACGAAGAGAAUCCACUGCUGGAACACCCGAACCCAUUCGAAGAAGGGCUUAAUAAGCUUAGAGAGGGUGACAUCCCGUCGGCUGUCCUCCUGUUUGAAGCGGCCGUUCAGAAGGAGCCAAACAAUGCACUGAUUUGGCAACACUUGGGCACCACUCAGGCCGAGAACGAACACGACUCGGCGGCCAUCGCCGCACUCAACAAGUGUCUGUCACUCGAGCCAAACGACUUGAAGGCGUUGAUGGCACUGGCGGUCAGCUAUACCAACGAAUNUCCCGUCGGCUGUCCUCCUAAGGAGCCAAACAAUGCACUGAUUUGGCAACACUUGGGCACCACUCAGGCCGAGAACGAACACGACUCGGCGGCCAUCGCCGCACUCAAUAAGUGUCUGUCACUCGAGCCAAACGACUUGAAGGCGUUGAUGGCGCUGGCGGUCAGCUAUACCAACGAAUCGAUGCAAAACCAGGCCUGCAAUACGUUGAAGGAGUGGAUCAAACGUAAUCCCAAAUACCAAAAUUUAUUACCUCACGACACGGCGACCGCACAACCAAUUGGCGAACCGUUUGGCUUCGGACCGGCCUAUACUGUCUCCUCUAUCAUCACAUCCGGAAAGCAUCGGGAAGUGAAAGAGUUGUUUAUAGCGGCCGCCCGUCAGUCGCCCAACGAUGCGGACGCCGACGUUCAGUGCGGUUUAGGCGUCCUCUUUAACCUGUCGGGCGAAUACGAGAGAGCGGCCGACUGUUUCCAGUCGGCACUGCAGGUGCGACCCAAUGACAGUCUCCUCUGGAACCGAUUGGGCGCCACUUUGGCCAAUGGCAGCCAAUCGGAAGAGGCGAUCAACGCCUACCGCGAGGCUUUGGCCAUUAGCCCGGGUUUCAUUCGGUCGCGUUUUAAUUUGGGCAUCAGUUGCAUCAAUUUGGGCGCCUAUCGCGAGGCGGCCGAACACUUUCUCACUGUCCUUAACCUUCAGGCCGCCGGUCGCGGCCCAGUGGGCAGUCGUCCGCAGGUUUACGAAAAUUGUUCUUAA
Messenger RNA from Medioppia subpectinata, 2061 nucleotides. NCBI's taxonomy places the organism in Eukaryota, Metazoa, Arthropoda, Arachnida, Sarcoptiformes, Oppiidae. The record is from the annotation of a GenBank genome assembly.